This is a messenger RNA of Venturia canescens, 2727 nucleotides long. RefSeq lists its product as uncharacterized. The record is from RefSeq and is a predicted model, not a curated record. NCBI's taxonomy places the organism in Eukaryota, Metazoa, Arthropoda, Insecta, Hymenoptera, Ichneumonidae. The coding region runs from base 528 to 956 and encodes 142 amino acids. The transcript has 6 exons.
CGCAGUGACAAGUCUCUGUGCGUGCUACGUGUGGCCUUUGUGCGGGGCGUGUGUAGCCCGCGCGGGUAUAUGGACGACUGGUAUAUAGUAAUCGUCACGGCAUCGUAUCUUUGUAUCAACAGUCCACAGAACACAAGACUGAUGAGCCGUAUCUCCGGACCGAUGGUGUGUGAUGGAAUUCAGGAAUAACUCAAUUGCUUCUGUUCAACGCGUCGCUUUCAAACAUUUCAUCCGGCGCAUAUCACUACGAAAGGAGUUUGAUGCUUCAUCAUUUGUACGGUAUACAUACGAAAUUUCUGCCUCGGUGGGUUCAUUCGCAGCCCCAGGCCACUGUUUUGUUCUUCAACCUACUGGUGUACAGCGAGUGAAAAUGUUGUCGCGUCAAUUGAAACUUUCUGCCUCGGAGGGUUCAUUCGCAGCGCCAGGCCUCUGUUUUGUUCUUCACCCUACCGGUGUACAGCCAGGGAAAAUAUUGGUACAAUUUCGGUGGGAAUUAAAACAAUAAGCGUGUCGAGCUCCGAAUCAAUAUGGAACCAAGGACGGCGAACGAGAAGACGUACAAAAGUAGGAAAAGAUAUUGGCAAAAUAUUGAUGCUUAUACAAAACUAUUUAUGGAUACGUGCAAGAGAUUACCGAAAGAGGCCGAUUAUGCGCAAUACAAACUUAUACCGACGGUUGAGGAUGGAGAGCGGCGGCGGCGGCGGCAGCGAAAUGACGCAUCGUCGAGUGCAGAGACAAGACGAGAAACCGCCAAUGACGACGAAGCGGAGCAAUAUGAGCAAUGCCAUGCCGUCAGCGGUGAAUCGUCGAGUCGUAACAGCAACACCGACGAUGAUUCCGCGAGUAGUAUGAAUGACGAAGGUGUAAGAUCCGUAGUCUGGAUUGGGUAUACCCGGAUAUCGCAAUCGAAUUUCGGACGGACGAUGAAAUUCGUAAUGAUAUGGAAACAGCAAUGAUGGGCAAGCACAGGGUACGGGGAUUCAUUGGUAAUAGUAUCGCGAGAUACAUUCCUGAAUUCAGUCUUCGUGAUGGGGUCGUCAUUGAUUCCAUGCACAACAUGUGGCUCGGGGUAGGAAAGAAGUUGACGCAAUUGUUGCUCAAUGCGAAGGCGAGUGAUUCGUGGUACUUUCGCAGUAAAGAGAGUCUGGAAAGGCUUAUAAACCAGUGACUGACGAAAAUACGUACGCCAAGCAGAAUAGCGAGAAAACCACGUGGCGUUGAUAACUGUAACGUAUGGAAGGCGAAUGAAUGGCGGAAUUGGAUUAUUUACUAUUGUGUACCGAUUCUGAAAGAUAUUAUCCGUGACGAAUAUUUACAAUUGUUUUGCCACCUAUCGGAAGUGGCGCAUAUUCUAUAUAACGAAUGUAUUAAUAUGCAACAGAUUCGAAGGGCUCGAUGGCUCAUAGAUUUUUUCGUUGAAGACUACCAACGAUUAAUGGGACUUGAGAAUAUGACGUUUAAUUUGCACAUACUCAGACACGUUCCCGAUUGCGUAAAGAAUUGGGGCCCUAUGUGGACUCACACAUCCUUUAUAUACGAGAGUUAUAACCGACAAAUUUUGCUUUCCUUGAAAAGCCCGAACAGUCGCCAAACUCAAAUAAUGAAUUAUUAUGUACUCAACGAUUACAUGCGAAACAUAAAAAACGAAGCGAACUUGGACCGUGAGGUUCAAGAAAUGAUGAACGAAUUCUUGAAUAUGGGUUUGAAAAAUAAAAAUUCGCUUUACGACAAGUAUGGGAAUAACGCCGAUUUCGAAGGCUUAGGCUAUCGUGUCGCUCGCGAACCUACCGCUGAGGAAGUUACCCUUUUGCAAAACCAAAACGAAAGGUGCAACGGCCAAUUGAAUGUUUAUAAGAAAGCGAAUAUUAGAGGCGUAGCUUACGCCAGCGACCAAGGUGAUACAGGUAACGCGAAAAGUUGCGACAAAUACAUAUUCACGAAAGGCGAUCUUUUUGCUAAAAUUGACGCAAUUGUUAGCUUCGAGAAUGAUGAAAAUACGACGGUAUAUGAGACAUUCGUAACAUAUAUGGAAAGUACCGAUAACUAUUGCGGAGCGGAACACUUACACCGAUUGGUAGAAUCGACGCCGGGUUUUGUCAAAGCUGAACACGUAUUUACACCGGCUAUCAUGAUGGUAGUGGAAAAAGAAAUUUAUGGUGUAAAAAUGACAAACGUUUGGGAAACGGAUUGAAAUUAAACCAUGAAAUGUACAAGGGAGGCGUCGACGGCAAAGCGUGAUAUUUUGUUGUGGAAAAAUAUAAUAUGAUUUACCGUUUGUCGCGUACGUAUCUACCGAUAUUUCUUAUUGUCAAUAAAUCUGAAACGAGUGAACCAUCGCGAGUAUUCAAGUUGCGAAAUUAUUUCAAAUGUAUCGCCGAAAUUCGUUCAUUAUAAAACACUACUUAUUAAAUGUGAAUAAAAGACGUCUUCGGCAAAGCGUGAUAUUUUUUUUAUGGAAAAUUAUACUAUGAUUUACCGUUUGUCGCGUAUAUUAUUUAAUGAUAUUUUUCAUUGGCGAUAAAAAGAAAACUUUUGUAUUAAACUUUGCGCUAUGUCAAACGCCGCUGCAUACGUACGUCAUGUAAAAAGUUUUUAUAUUCAUUUAUAUAUUGCAAAAAUAAGGUUAUUCACCGAUAAGCAAUUUAAUUUAAGGAAUAUGAGAUCUCGAAGGUUUUUCUUUAAAUUUUUAAUACUCUGUUGAUGUAAAAAUAAAAUAUUACCAUCUUU